Molecule: messenger RNA, 1671 nt
Organism: Tauraco erythrolophus (red-crested turaco)
Lineage: Eukaryota; Metazoa; Chordata; Aves; Musophagiformes; Musophagidae
Source: RefSeq, a predicted model, not a curated record
UGUUUCUUUAUAAUAGGUCGGGGUGGAACUAAGAUAAGAGAAAUUGAGGAUUCUUCGGGUUCCAGGAUAAAGGUUAUAAAGGGAACCUGUGAAGCUGAAGUAAAGAUUUUUGGCAGCAUUGCUGUGCAAAACAAAGCCAAGAUGUUGAUUGAUGAUGCUAUUACAAGAUCUGGACAAAACUACAUUAGAGGAAAAACCUUGGACACUAUCAAGCCUGAAAAUAACCCAAGGAAAUUCGUGAUUAACUGGGCCUCUCUUCGAGAAAACAAAGCUAAAUAUGAAGCUAUGAAGUGGGCAGAUUUGCCUCCAAUUGAGAAAAACUUCUAUAAAGAAUCAUCAAGGACUGCAUCUAUGUCACAAGAAGAAGUGGAACUGUGGCGGAAAGAAAAUAAUAAUAUAAUUUGUGAUGACUUAAAAGAAGGUGAAAAGCGCUGCAUUCCCAAUCCUGUUUGUAAAUUUGAAGAUGUAUUUGAGCAUUAUCCUGAUAUUAUGGCUAAUAUAAGAAAAGUUGGUUUUCAAAAACCUACACCAAUUCAGUCCCAGGCAUGGCCGAUCAUACUGCAAGGAAUUGAUCUUAUUGGUAUAGCACAGACUGGUACUGGGAAGACGUUAGCAUACUUAAUUCCUGGAUUCAUUCACUUGACUUCGCAACCAAUAUCCAAAGAUCAGCGAGGAGGGCCUGGAAUGUUAGUCCUUGCUCCCACUCGAGAACUGGCUCUUCAAGUAGAGGCAGAGUGUUUGAAGUACACAUAUAAAGGAAUUAAAAGUAUUUGCAUAUAUGGUGGUGGGGACCGAAAAGAACAGAUACACGUGGUUACCAAAGGUGUGGAUAUUGUUAUUGCUACUCCUGGCAGACUGAAUGAUCUUCAAAUGAACAACUUCAUAAAUUUGAAGAGCAUAACAUACUUGGUUUUAGAUGAGGCUGACAGAAUGUUGGAUAUGGGAUUCGAACCUCAGAUAAUGAAGAUCCUAAUAGAUGUGCGGCCUGACAGACAAACUGUUAUGACAAGUGCUACUUGGCCUGAUGGUGUUCGUCGCCUAGCCAAAUCCUAUUUGAAAAAUCCUAUGAUUGUAUAUGUUGGCACUCUUGACUUAGCAGCAGUAAAUACGGUGGAACAGAGAGUUAUUGUUAUUGCUGAGGAGGAAAAGAGAGCUUAUAUGCAACACUUCAUUGACUCUAUGAAGCCAAAAGAUAAGGUCAUCAUUUUUGUGGGAAAAAAACUUACAGCUGAUGACUUAGCAAGUGACUUUGGUCUCCAGGGAAUUCCAGUACAGUCACUUCAUGGUAACAGGGAACAGUGUGAUCGGGAGCAGGCUUUAGAUGACUUCAAGACAGGUAGAGUCAGAAUACUGGUAGCUACUGACUUAGCAUCCCGUGGCCUUGAUGUGCAUGAUAUUACUCAUGUUUUUAACUUUGACUUCCCUCGCAACAUUGAAGAAUAUGUUCAUAGAGUAGGUCGUACUGGAAGAGCAGGGCGCACUGGGGAGGCAGUAACGCUUGUCACGAAGAACGACUGGAGGGUUGCAUCUGAGCUGAUUGAAAUUCUGGAAAGAGCAAACCAAGUAGUUCCUAAUGAGCUUAUUGCAAUGGCAGAAAGGUACAAACAAUUUCAAAUCAGAAAAGAAAUUGAAAAGGAUAUACGAAGACCUCAGAGAAAGCCCUCAAAAUAA